Asterias rubens (European starfish) is the source of this 880-nucleotide messenger RNA. RefSeq names its product mitochondrial import inner membrane translocase subunit TIM16-like. The transcript has 4 exons. NCBI's taxonomy places the organism in Eukaryota, Metazoa, Echinodermata, Asteroidea, Forcipulatida, Asteriidae. Gene Ontology annotation, biological process: protein import into mitochondrial matrix. The coding region runs from base 160 to 567 and encodes 135 amino acids. The record is from RefSeq and is a predicted model, not a curated record. Gene Ontology annotation, cellular component: TIM23 mitochondrial import inner membrane translocase complex.
UUCCAGCAUGACGAUAUAGAGAGACAACGUGAACAAAAUGCUUAUACCUCAAAUUAACAAUUAUUUCUAAUCUGGAGUUGAUUUUGUAGUUAUAGUCAUGCUGUGAGGAUGUGCAUAGGUGUUUGUUAGUGAAAAAGUAUCAAUUAUUAAUAAUAAACCAUGGCUGCCAGGUACCUCGCACAGAUCAUAGUCCUAGGUGGACAGGUAGUGGGUAGAGCCUUCACAAGGGCCCUCCGUCAAGAAUUCCAAGCGAGUCAACAAGCAGCGAAGCGCGCUGGAGGAGGCAAGGAGGGCGCAAAGUCUGCAGCCAAGGACAACCUCUCCGGGAUCACCUUACAAGAAUCUAUGCAGAUACUCAACAUCUCCAAGUUAGACGCUCCGACUGUUGAGAAAAACUUUGAGCAUUUAUUCAAAGUGAACGACAAGAGUAAAGGGGGCUCGUUCUACCUGCAAUCAAAGGUGAUUCGAGCAAAGGAGAGACUCGACCAAGAAUUAGCACCAAAGAAGAACAUUGACAGUGGUGCAGCGCAACAAGACACAAAAGAAGCACCGCCACCGCCCACGUGACACGCCGCAUCACUCCAGACAUUUUUUAUCUGUACAAAUAAACUGUUAAUCGCAAAUGGUCUUGACUUCACUGGUAGAUUUGUGGCUGGAAUGGAGACUAAUUGAGUAGAAUGGAUUUCUUGGCUCUAUAGUGGGUAUUUGGAAGUCUGGAUUGGAGCAACCGGAGUUGUACCAGCACAAAGCUUCAAGAGCUAAUUAUUAGUGAAUGAUUUAGUCUUGAAAGUUAACACCUACCCUCCUUUGUUAAAGGCAGUGGACACUAUUGGUAAUUACUCAAAAUAAUUAUUAGCAUAAAACCUUUCUUGGUGACAAG